UAAUUUUUAAAACGAGGCGGGUCUUCGCUUUGAUGUGAGGCGUCUUGGGGCGUUUUGAUGUUGGGGCCUUUUGACAGCCGUCUGCAAAAAUGACCAGGAAGCAGACAAGCCACCAGAGCCUUGCCUUUUCCCGCAACAGAUUGCUAAUUGGGUAGCUUUCACGCGGAGCUUUGCGGAGAAAUCACUCGAGAGUUUAAAUGGCUGCCAGCCAGCCCCCGCCCGUCUGCAAACCGAGCGGUUGGCCGAAAGGAGAAGGAAGUGAUCCGCUUGGGGAAUUUGGACAUUAGGAUCUGCUUCGGGCUGCCGCGCAGGCUGUGGAAAAUGUUGCGGGCAAAGGCUUGGAUCCUGAAGAAGCAUUUUGAAGGGCCUCCUAAGCAGAGCAACUUUGAAUUAAUAGAGAUAAACCUACCAAAUCUAAAAGAUGGAGAGAUGCUGCUUGAAAGUAUGUUUCUCAGUGUUGACCCCUAUAUGAGACCAUACAGCAAGAGACUCAUGAAAGAAGGGGACAUUAUGAUAGGGUCUCAAGUUGCAAAGAUUUUGGAAAGCAGAAAUCCUUCAUUUCCUGUAGGAACUUUUGUUGUGGCAACUGCGGGCUGGACGACAUAUUUUAUUUCCAAUGGCAAAGAUCUAUCGCCACUGCCUCCAAACUGGCCAGAAAAUCUUCCAAAGUCAUUGGCUCUUGGAACAAUUGGCAUGCCAGGUCUUACUGCCUAUUUUGGCCUACUUGAGAUCUGCAGGCCCAAACCAGGAGAUACUGUCCUAGUUAAUUCAGCAGCUGGUGCUGUGGGCAGCGUGGUUGGGCAGAUUGCUAAAAUUAUGGGUUGUAAAGUGGUUGGCACUGCAGGUUCUGAUAAGAAGUUGGACUACCUUAAGGAACUUGGCUUUGACGAAGUCUUUAACUAUAAGACGGUGAAAUCUCUGGAGCAGGCCCUGAAAGAUGCUUCCCCCGAUGGCUACAACUGCUACUUUGAUAACGUGGGAGGAGAAUUUUCCAGCGUUGUUUUGGAGCAAAUGAAGACAUAUGGGAGAAUUGCGGUGUGUGGUGCUGUGUCCUUAUAUAAUGAUACCCAGCUCAGGAAAGGCCCAUUUGUGCAGUUCCCCAUGGUCAUGAAACAGCUGUACAUGGAAGGUUUUUUAGUCAUACGUUGGAAUGAUAGGAAAAAUGAAGGACUGAAAGCAAUACUGAAAUGGGUUCAAGAGGGAAAAAUUAAAUCGCGUGAGGAUAUCACCAAGGGUUUCCAAAACAUGCCAGCUGCGUUUAUGGGAAUGCUCCAAGGAGACAACUUUGGAAAGGCAAUAGUCGAGGUAUAAAAGGCACUAGGUUUUGCCUGUGAAAAUUCCAUAAAUCUCCAUAUCUCCACUUCCUUAUGGACUUGUCUUCUAACCAAGAAUGAUCCAAGAUUUGGCUAAUCCACUAUGCCACUCUAGCCUGCUUCAAGUGUGCCCAAAACCACAGGAAAUCAGGAUUAUCAUGUGAACUCCGAGGACAAAAGAAACAAAUGCCUCUUAGAAGAUUUAUUAUAUCCUGCUUUCAAUAGGUUGAAAGGAUUCUGUAUGCUUCGUCUUUUCAGACUGCUUCUUUUAUUCAAAUUGAAAAGACGAAGCAUACAGAAUCCUUUCUUAUCCAUCUAUAGUUUUUACAUCCAGAUUAUGAUAAUCAUACAUAUUAUGGAUGGUUGGGUGAACUUGUGUUGAUUGACAAAUAACAUGAUGUGCCAUAAACAAUCAGUUUUAUUUGUCACCGUAUAGCUUUAAUGAGCAAACAAUAGAAACAAGAAUAAAAAUAGAUAAAACACAAAUGCACACUUACAGUUAUCCAUUCUCAAACUUACUAUGGCUGCCCAGCUGAAGCCCCACAGCUAGACAACAAAAUUUUGUGGGUUGCAGAAAAAGACUUUUGGGCAAGCAGAAAAUCAACAAACGAACUGGGAAUUUCUGCUAGAACCGGAAGGAUAAGAUUUUGGCACAGGGUUAUAUAAAAUGUGCAGUACAGGUAGUCCUCAGGUUAUGAACCUAAUUGGGACCGGAAUUUCUCACUAAGCAAAUAUUAAGUGGCAGGGGAAUAUAGCAGCCACUUCAUCUCCACCAUGCUGUGAAAGGCACCAAAAGGGCAGAGAUGAACUAGAGGCAGAAUGUGACCAUAAUCAUGAGGCUACUGCAAUGGUCAUAAGUGCGAGGGCUGUCCGAGCGUCCCCUUCUUCAGUGCCAUCGUAUCAUUGGAUGGUUGCUGAACGAAUGGAUGUUAACACAAGGGUUACCAGUUAUGUGUUAACAAUUCCAACUCUUGAGUGCCACAAGGACAAAGAGAAUGAACUAUGGGGAGAUUGCUGUGCCUCCUCUGAAAUAAUGGAGAAGCAAGAGGGUUACAAUGAGUAAAUCCCCAACAAAAUUGGUCAGGGAGUAAAUAUAGGCAGGCAGGCUUCUUCCAAUUGCUUUUGAUAACUACAAAAGCUGAGCAGUCAUUUCAAAUUGUACUAUCACUCAAUUUCAAGUGACCAGGCAAUCAGAUUUUUUUAACUGGAAACCAAACAAGGUUGUAUGAAGUGUUGGGGAAAUGCCACGAGGAGCUUUUGCUUAAAUGAUUUCUUCCAAGGGGGUGGGAAAGUACCACUGAACAGAACAGCCCGGUGGCUGUCAGAUAAACUUAAGCCAAUAAUGAAAGAUUAAAAGUGCAACUCUUCUUUCCACUCUGGUUCUAGCCUAAAAGUUGCAUUUGAGAGGCAUUUGGAAAUAGUGAAUCUAGAGCUAAGGAGUUUAGAUUGAAUAGAGUCCAGCAGGGUAAAGUCAGAACAUGGAUCAAGAGCAGCGUAAAAAAUAGUUGUAAUCAAACUUUUGUCUGGUGGAACCUAUUACCUUGUGUGGAAUGAUUAUGAUGCAAUAGUUCUUUGGGCCACACUGGCAACAUAACUAGCAUCUUUUGCCAUUGUGUUUCCCCUCCAAUGUUUU
Messenger RNA from Notechis scutatus (mainland tiger snake), 2946 nucleotides. It is a transcript of the gene PTGR1, whose product is annotated as prostaglandin reductase 1. The record is from RefSeq and is a predicted model, not a curated record. Gene Ontology annotation, cellular component: cytoplasm. Gene Ontology annotation, molecular function: 2-alkenal reductase [NAD(P)H] activity; 15-oxoprostaglandin 13-reductase [NAD(P)+] activity. Gene Ontology annotation, biological process: prostaglandin metabolic process. NCBI's taxonomy places the organism in Eukaryota, Metazoa, Chordata, Lepidosauria, Squamata, Elapidae.